Molecule: messenger RNA, 1934 nt
Organism: Scomber scombrus (Atlantic mackerel)
Lineage: Eukaryota; Metazoa; Chordata; Actinopteri; Scombriformes; Scombridae
Gene: lrrc47
Product: leucine rich repeat containing 47
Exons: 7
Coding region: 9-1667 (552 amino acids)
Biological process (GO): phenylalanyl-tRNA aminoacylation
Molecular function (GO): protein binding; phenylalanine-tRNA ligase activity; RNA binding
Source: RefSeq, a predicted model, not a curated record
UCAACAGCAUGGACGACUUAACGAUAUGGCCAGAAGUAGAGAAAGCGGCGACAGAGAAGAGACGUGAGUUGGUUUUGCAGGGUCCCACUGUGGACAAAAGGAUCUCCUGCGAUGGGGGGCUCACCUCUGCUAUCUACUCCCUCAAACUGCUCAAUUAUCUGGAAGUCAGCCAGUGCCCUAGUUUGACAGAGAUCCACGAAGACAUCCAGCAUCUGACAAACCUUCAAAGCCUUAUCCUGUGCAGGAACAAACUCGCCUCCUUCCCGAAUGUCAUCGGCAACCUCAAGUCCCUGAAGGUCCUGGACCUCUCAGUUAAUAACCUCACGGUUUUACCAGAGAGUAUUACCCAAUUAAAGGAGCUGAACACGUUCAAUGUUAGCUGUAACAACCUGGAGGUCCUGCCGGAGGGACUGAGCCAGUGCACCAAGCUCUCCAACAUCAACAUCUCCAAGAAUCGCAUCACCAGCUUCCCAGCUGAUCUGUACUCGGAGAAACUGGACCUCCUCAGCAGCCUGGUCGCAUCUGAUAACAUCCUGGAAGCGCUGAGUGGAGAAGUUCACAUCCUAGCUGCUCUGAAGGUGCUGGAUCUCUCAAACAACAAGCUGAAGGAGAUCCCUCCUGAACUGAGCGACUGCCCCAAGCUAAAGGAGAUCAACUUCAAAGGCAACAAGUUGAAUGACAAGCGCCUGGAGAAGAUGGUCAACGGCUGCCAGACCAAGUCCAUCCUCGACUACCUCAGAGGCAAAAAGAAAGGAAGACCGGGAGAGGAUGACGCGGGCGGUAGUGACAAAAGAAAGAAGCAACAGCAGAGGAAGAAGAAGGUGGCAGAUGAACAAGAUGAGAUGGAGGAACUGAAUAAGAUGGUGGUGAGGGUCCUCCAUGUUUCAGAUGCUUCUACAGCACUAACAGUCCAAGUGAGCGCAGAGGUGAAGGAUGUCCGACCAUACUUGGUGUGCUGCGUGGUCAGAGGGAUGAACCUAAAGAAUGGGAAUGCUCUCAAGCGGUUCCUGAUGGCUCAGACAAAGCUUCAUGAUGACAUUUGUGGUAGAAGGACCACAGCAACCAUUGCGACUCACGAUGUGCAGCUUCUCAAAGGUCCCUUGGUGUACGAUGUCAAGCCACCAACUGAGCUGAAGGUUGUGCCACUGGGUCGGAAGGAAAUGACAGCCUUGGAGCUGAUAAGACAUCUUCAGCUUGAAGCUGACGAGAUGAGGAAGCAGAAGAAGAGGCAGAACGUAACUGGCCUCCACAAAUAUCUGCAGCUUCUGCAAGGGAAAGCUCUCUAUCCCUGCCUAGUGGACGCAGAGGGACAUGUGAUCUCAUUCCCACCUAUAACCAACAGUGAGAAAACCAAGAUUAAGAAGUCAACCAAAGAGUUGUUCUUGGAGGUGACGAGUGCAACCAGCCUGCAGACCUGUAAAGAUGUUAUGGACGCUCUGAUUAUAAAAAUGGCAGAGUUGAACAAGUUCACGGCCGAGCAUGGAGAGGACGCGGGGUCAGACGGGGAGGGGGGCGGCCCACCAGAGCCGGCCACCAGCAGCGAGACCACUAGUGAACUGAUAGUCCAGCAGGUCCGAACAGUCGACCAAGACGGGAACCUGAAGGUUGUCUAUCCAUCGAAGACCGACCUUCCCAAAGACAUCAGCAACUUGACUGUCAUUUGGUAGUUAUGUUGUGGAGAACCUCUGAUGUUUACACUCAUUUACAUGCUACAUUAAGUCAUUUAAACAAUUAACAUUGAGGGAAAUUUCCAACAUGCAACAAAAUGAAUUAAUAAGAAAGUGCACAGAAAAGCUAAUGAUAACGACAACAACACUCCAGCGGUUUGAUUUUGGGGGUAUCUUAAAUUGUUACCUGCCGACGAAUGUUAACAUUUCUGAUUCAUGUACAGCUUUUUGAACAUGUCUUUACUUUAAUAAAUCUUCUUUCCACCC